AUGAUUCCAUAUGUCUUUCUCAUCAUUCUUGCAAUGGCUCAAGGAAAGACGUUACCAGGCUCCUGUAGGUUUCAGGAGACGAUGUGUGACUACACCUCAGAUGAAGCUUUUCUCAGCUGGAACCUCAACCCUAAUGAGCAUUUCAUCACAGUGGACGUGACCUCGCAGGGAGACAGGGACAAGGCAGUUCUGUUGGGUCCUGAUGUGGAGCUGCAGGACUGGAUCUGCCUUCGACUCAUCUAUCAGAUCACCGGUGCUGGUUCACUUCAGGUUCUCUCUCGUUCAGAGGGAGAGAGUUUCGACCACACGCUCUGGUCAGCCAGCAGACCCUCAGACAGCUGGAUCAUCACCACCAUUGACCUGCAGAAUUCCACCGAACCGUACAAGACUGUGAUUGAGGGUGGGCGUGGCUUGGCUGAAGGCAGCAGUGUGUCCAUCUUUGAGAUCAGUAUUUCGGAUAAAUACUGCAUUAAGUGUGAUUUUGAGGAGUCUCACCUGUGUGGUUAUACCAGUCAGUGGAGUGGGAAUGUGAACUGGUAUGUAGGGAGAGGAGCUCUGAACAACCCUGCACUCAGUGAUGGGACGGGUCGUUACAUGUAUGUGGACUCGAUUCACUGCAGAACUCUGAAGGAAGCGGCCAUGCUGGUGUCACCCAUGACUUCGGUGCCCAUGGCAGGCUGUUUGAGUUUUCAGUACCAGCAGGACUACACAGAGGGUCACAUGUUCUCAGUGUACAGCAGGGACCGGGUGGGGCAGUACAGGGAACUGUGGAGAGCAGACCUGCCUGAGAGCAACCACAUGGAGCAGGAAGCCAAAACUCAAGUGUGGAUUCCUGUCCAGGUGCCCCUGAGCACCCCCUAUCCCCUACAGGUGGUAUUUGAAGUGUGGUUUAACAGUCCAAAAGGAGGUUGUGUGCUGCUGGAUGACAUUGUGUUUUCUCCAGAAUCGUGUUCUGCAGGAACAGAGCCCGUGUUUGACCCGUCAGAGACAGACUGUGACUUUGAACUGGGUUUCUGUCACUACACACAGAAAAUGACGGAGAGUGAAAUGUGGAAGCGGGCCUCAGUGCGGCCCAACGUGUACCGCAAGGGAGAUCACACGAUCGGGAGAGUUAUCACCUUUACUCAGUGCAGCCUUUACCAGACGGACAUCAGCUGACUGUUCAGACCGUCUCUGCCCGGGAACCACAAGUACUGCCUGAAGUUCUUCUACUCUUUCAGAGGUUUCAGUGCAUCUGAGCACACUUUAGCAGUGUACCUGUAUAACAGCAGCACACAGAGACACGCCCAAGUCUGGACCCCGAGUGACAGAACAAGGCACGUGUGGAUUCACGUGGAGCUCAGUAUCCAGACUCACAGAACCACUCAGGUGAUGUUUGCAAGUACGUGUAAAAGUUUUUGGAACUGUGGUUCUGCUGCUCUCGAUGAUGUCAGCCUCCAUCUUGGUGACUGUGAGCUACCGUUAGGUUCUCCUCUGUCGGUUCCACCACACUGAGACUUUGAGAAUGGACUUUGUGGAUUCACUCAGGAAAAAAAGCGUGAUGUCGCAGACUGGGUUCUGAUCCGAGGACCGACGCCGACCUCCUACACCGGACUGAAAGCAGACCACACCACUGGAGUGGGUCAUUAUUUGUACAUUGAGGCCUCCCUGAUGCUGCCAGGUCAUAGUGCCCGCCUCCUGCCCCGCCCCCUCUGUGGUCGUCGAGCAGCUCAGUGCCUGCUCUUCUUCUACCACAUGUAUGGUUCUGGAAACGGUUCUCUCAGAAUUCUGCUGCACUCGGAGCUGGAGGACGGAGACGUGGUGCUGUGGGAGAGGACUGGAGAACAGAGCAUCUCCUGGAUGAGAGCGUCAGUGUCCUAUCAGUCCGACCAUCAGCACCAGAUUGUGUUGGAAGCCACCCAAGGGCCAUCGAUACUGAAUGAUACUGUGAUUGAUGAUAUUCAAUUCCAAAAGGGACCCUGUGAUGAUGGUGGUCAGUAA
Molecule: messenger RNA, 1980 nt
Organism: Neoarius graeffei (lesser salmon catfish)
Lineage: Eukaryota; Metazoa; Chordata; Actinopteri; Siluriformes; Ariidae
Gene: mamdc2b
Product: MAM domain containing 2b
Exons: 15
Biological process (GO): nervous system development
Cellular component (GO): membrane
Source: RefSeq, a predicted model, not a curated record